Molecule: messenger RNA, 1092 nt
Organism: Alternaria atra
Lineage: Eukaryota; Fungi; Ascomycota; Dothideomycetes; Pleosporales; Pleosporaceae
Exons: 1
Coding region: 1-1092 (363 amino acids)
Source: RefSeq, a predicted model, not a curated record
AUGUUCGCAGGUCUCAAUGGAAUCGGCGCGGAUAUCGCCAACCGGCAGCUUGGUAACGAUACACCAGAACAACAAGCCCGACGAGUCAACCGCGAGCUCCGAAAUUUGGCUGAUCCUCACGUACUGAGGGCCCCAAGGAUGGAGCAACAGCGCAGUCCUAUUGUGAUUGAUUCCGAUUCCGAUGACGCGGAUUACGAGGCGCACCUCCAGGACUUCGAAGACUUUAGAAGAGACAUUGCUGAUAUACGAAGUCGGGCGCCAUAUAGACAUGUCUCGAGGAGUAGCAGGAGGCGUCGUGUUAUAGGAAGGACUGGCAACAACAGGAAUGAAAAUGGCGAUGCGGACGUGGGUGCCGUCUCGAGCAGUAACAGCGAUAACGUUACCGCUACUCCUGGUCUCAGGAGAACGAACACUCACGCUCGAGGAAGCUCUAGUACCCCCGGUACAAGCGCGUUCAAUCGCUUCCUGAACAAUCGCCGCACUCUCAACCCUUUCCGACCUGCUUCUGAGAACAACGCUGCAGCAACCCCUAGACCUGCCGGUAACCCCCUAGAACAACAGCGCGAGGGUUCAGCGGAAGCUGCUCUUGUCAAAUACCUCCUGGAUCAGCACGAGCGUGCAGUAGAACCUGUUCCUACCCGACAACUCGCGAACCUGCGCAGGCAUGCAAGGGAACGGCAAGCAAACGUUCAAGCAUAUAUGCCGAGUAUCGAGCCAAACCCGCCGCAUCCCUCCGAACCAGGUGCCAGUCGAGCAACCACUCUGCAUGCCCAUCUCCCGAGUUCAAACACCUCAGAGACUCCUAUAGACAUCGACAUGACAUCAGACAAACUCACCGAACUUCCUGCUAUUCAACCACUUCCUGCUCGCGAGGCAAUUCGCAGCCGGCAGCUCGACCACCGCGAAGGCAACCUAAAUCGACGGGAGCAAGCUAUGGCUAUGCGGCAGACGAUACUAGCAAGACGUGAGGUAGAGCUUACAUCGCGAGAGACGAGGGUUGAUGAACUGAUGCGUGUGGUGAGGAGGCAUCGGGAGGAGGCGGAGAAGUUGGUCAGGAGACACAGGAAGGAGAUUGAAGAGCUUCUGAAUUGA